AUGCGGACAGCGAGCAUGGCAGCUUCUCCUAGCGCAUCUUCAUACUCAACUAAGCUCAACAAGUUUCCCGUCUUUAAUUUUGACAACAACCUCAGGUACCUGUGUAUCAGUCCUGUGAGCCCCAGCACCACUAAGGCUACCCUCUCUGCUCUCAACGUAUGGAGAUACUGGUGCAUGACCAAAGGACUAAGGGAUUACAUGGGCAUCACUAAGAUCCCAGCUGUGAGGCUGAAUGAACUCCUGGAGGAUUUUUACAUCACGGUGAAGAAAAUAGAUGGAUCAGACUUUCUAGCCACAUCCAUCCAUGCUAUCCGCCAAGGCCUGGACCGGAUCCUGAAGAACGCAGGUGUGGGUUUCUCCAUCAGCAGCAGCACCUUCAGCUCUUCCACCAAAGAGUUCAAGGAGAAGCUUAGGCUCCUGAACAAGGCUGGGAUGUCUGGUGCUCAGUCUCGCAACAUCGUCUACUUCUCCCUUUCUGAUGAGGAAGAGAUGUGGAGCACAGGAUGCCUGGGAGGUGGCAGCCCCAUAGCCCUGCUGUCCACAGUGGGGAAAUACAACAGCCAGUACCUGAACAUGCGAACGUUACAGGAGUGGGCAGACUCGAUGUCUGGUGACGUUGAAUUGCUCAAAGACUCCCAAAACAGGCUCUUUUUUGCCAGAACGGAUAGCGUGAAGCGAGAAAACAGACUGAGUGCAAAUAAAGUGUGUUACGGCCAGAUAUACCAUGAGCACUCAAAAGGACACGAGCUCUGCCCUUACUGCCUCCUCUACAAGUACCUGUACAUACACCGGCCCCCAAACCAGAUGGAGGCCAAGUCUCCAUUCUACCUGACCGCCCGGAAGGAGAUUGGCAGCAUAGGGAAGGUGUGGUAUGAGGAGCAGAGGAUGGGGCUCCGCUCCCUCCACGGUGUAGUCCCCAAACUGGCAAAGAAAGCGAAGCUGGAGCACUGUGAAAGUUUUACUUUUGCUUCCUUCACUCAGGCUUCCAGGAAGUUUGGCCCUCUUAACUCCUUCCAGUAACUCAGCCCUCCAUGUGUUAACACCAAACUCAUCUAGCCUGCUGUACAGGAAUGGCUCUGAGCUGGAGGAGGCUAUUUCAGUAGCCCAACCUAUAGGGACAAAGAGAAAAGCAAAGGUCUGCUAAGAAUUUCCUUGGAUCCUUAUAGCAGAAGCUGUUACUGAGAAAAUGAACAGUACUGAGAUAUUUCCAGAUAUGUGUUAAUACACAUAUUAUAUUAUUGAGAUGGCAUAUUGCAGCAUACACAAGACUGUUACAGGAGAAAGGAAAGCAGAUAAAUACAGUGCCUUUUCAAACAGAUUUUUCUCAACUGGCCAAGACAGUGAUUUCCCAAUAGCUUUAAUGCAUUGUGAAGAAGAGCUGCUUUCAAACAACAACAGCAAAAAGUGGAAAGAAGGGGCGUUUAAUACUUCCUGGUAGGAUUGCAUGGGCUGCUUUCCUAUUUAGUGGAUUAAUACAACCUCACAGUGAAAAGCUGGGGGCCAAUCCUGAUGAAAGAGCAAGAUUGUGACAGCUUUCCACAGAGGGCUGUGAGACAGUGACACCUCGCUGCUAUCUCCUUCAGCUCUGUCAAAUUCAGAGUCAGAUUCCUGAGCAAACAAGAGGCUGAGAACUUUUUCCUGUAAGGAAACGGUAAUGUGUAUCAUGGGAAACUCAGUUUCAAAGUCUGGUAACUCUUGAAGAAGUGCCUACGUUUCGUUGCAUAGCUACUGUACCAAGGUUAUUUUCUUGUGAAUCAUUUUUUUCCUCCGCUUGUUCAGUAUAUUGUAAAUAUUGGAAAAAUAUUGGAUAUUUUUCCAAUAGCAGUGGUAUUUACACUAGAUCUCUAAGUACAGCCGGAAACUGUUAUUGGAUUUAUCAAAUAACAAACAAAAAAAAUCCUAUUACAGCAUCACCAAAGGACAGCAUUUUCAGUCAGUCCUUUAUAGAUGGUGCAGUGAGCCCCUAAGACCAAAAUUAGUACUUUUUGGAUGUCCAGGAUUUGAGACAUCUUAAAGGGGGCUUAUAUCAGACAUUGAAUGCUCAGCCCUUUUUGAAAAUCAAGGCACUUUAAGGCAGCUCAGGUCUGGAAUCCAAAUGAUGAAAUUUUCAAAAAUCACUAGUUAGUUGUAAAUGUAACUGCCUUCAACUUCUACAACUAAGACUUGGUCCAAUUUAUUCUGAAGUUGAGGGGAAAUUCCUUUUGAUUUCAGUGGAAGCUGUGCCAAUCAUUUAAGGCACAAGAAAAGAACAUAUGGAAGAGCUAAAACAGCUGGGGAUGUGUGCAGUCUAGCGAUGUGCAGUCUGCUGCACAUCUAAUGCAAAAGAUGUGACUGCUUCUUCCCACAGGGUUGCAGGGCUGUGAAAAGGCUAAGGAAUACAAAGAUAUAUGGAGCCCGCUACAGAGUCACUGGUUUGUGAGGGCUGUGUAAUGCCUUGAAAUCACAGCUCCUGUCUGAUAGUUACAUGAUUACAUAGUUACAUCAUUACUAACUAAAAUACAGUAAUUGCAUUUAGAUGUACCCUUUUAGAAGACAACUUGUCCCUUCCCCCUAAUAUUGCACAGGGUUUUUUUAUAUUAGCUUGGUUUCUAGGAUCUAUUUGUUAACUGUGAGUUCUACAACAUAGUUUCUCUCUUGUCUUUUAAAUGUUUGGGCACAGUAUUAUUUUAGGUUUCAGAAAUUCAUUCACUGGAACUUGAAAUAAAGAGUAGCAUCAACUUUAGCAGAGGGAACAUCCAAUAAAUGCUGAUACCUCCACCCUUUACAGGCUGCGAACAUUAUUUCCCACCCUCAUCUCUUUUGUUUAUUGAAAGUCUGGUCCUGGAAAAUCUUAGCAGCCUUUACUGGAGGAGGCACAGAUCAUUCAGCAUUUCCAGGCAAGCUCAUGUGAUGGUGAUGGAGACAGGAGCUUCUGCUUGAAUACGAUUUAUAUCAGAGAAGCAUGUGGGGCAGAGUACAACACACUGUGGGCAUUGCUUCCAGAGGAAAAAUACUGUACCUCAUUAUUUUCCUGUGUUUCACUGAUGAUGGGGUAUUCCUUGUUGAAAAAUACCAUACUGAGUCCUGCAGAACAAAUUACCAGUUAAGACUGAUGAAAAGCAAAAGCUGGGCUGAGAUGGGGUUAAUUUGUCUUUGAAAGAGACUGAUAAAACUGUUUGAACACUAAGCUUUUUCAAACCUGAGUACCCCAAAAAUCAGCCUCAGGUUAGAUCAGCUCAGAUUAGAGUAGGUAACUAAUCAAGUGACCUGUUCUUUGGAGGUGUUGGCCUUCUAGACCUCUUCUUGCAGUCAUUAUCACUGAGCAAUUCCCAGGCUGGGACUUCUGAUGGCCAUUGGCAUUAAAAGUAGCCAUAUUGAGGUUUCCUAAGGCAUGCGCGUAGGAGGUACCGAAUGCCCAGUGGCUUUCCCCUGAUCUCUGAAAG
Molecule: messenger RNA, 3422 nt
Organism: Struthio camelus australis
Lineage: Eukaryota; Metazoa; Chordata; Aves; Struthioniformes; Struthionidae
Source: RefSeq, a predicted model, not a curated record